Mytilus trossulus (common blue mussel) is the source of this 2353-nucleotide messenger RNA. RefSeq names its product G-protein coupled receptor moody-like. Gene Ontology annotation, cellular component: membrane. Gene Ontology annotation, biological process: G protein-coupled receptor signaling pathway. The transcript has 4 exons. NCBI's taxonomy places the organism in Eukaryota, Metazoa, Mollusca, Bivalvia, Mytilida, Mytilidae. The record is from RefSeq and is a predicted model, not a curated record. The coding region runs from base 181 to 1212 and encodes 343 amino acids. Gene Ontology annotation, molecular function: G protein-coupled receptor activity.
ACACAUUUAAAGAAAUGUUGAUGGAAGAAGGACUAUAUUUAUAAAAAUCAACAUUUCACUCUUAACUGAACUUUAAAUAUAUAAAUUCUUAUGAUAAAUGUAAAGUGUUUUAGUUCAGUUUUAAGAAGCACGUGUCAUCACUGAGUAUAUCACUGGAUCUUUUAAUUAAAAAAAAUACAUAUGCAUGUAUAUUCAAGCAAAAAUAAGAUGAACGAGACAGUAAACAACGAGUCAGAUGGCGGCCAGAUUGGCGUACAAACAGCUGAAAUCUUGUUGAGUCGUGGGGAUCAAUGGGUAUACCUUGCAAUUGGUCUAGUCACACUUGUCAUCGCAACUGGUUGUGCAGGAAAUGUAAUGGUUUUGUUAGCAAUUAGAAAAGUAAAGAAACUGCAAACAGUGUCAAAUAUCUUUGUGAUGAACCUGUCGGUCUGCGAUUUGCUUAGUGUUGUAUGCGUACUACCCUUCAAUAUAUAUACAUAUAUAGCUGAUGGAUGGUUUAUAGAAACGUAUUUAUGUAAAUUUAUAGGAUUUCUAGGGUACACAUUAACUGGAACGACAAUUAUAACUAUAACCUUGAUAGCAUACAAUCGAUGCAAGCUUGUACUGGAUCCAGGUUGCUAUAAGACAUUGUACACAAACAGGAACAUUACUAUAAUGUUAGCUAUUGCUUGGUUUGUACCAGUCCUAUGUUUAGUUCCAGCGCUGACAGGCGUUUGGGGGAAUUUUGGUUAUGUUGCAAUGAUGGUAUCAUGUAAUUUAUUACUGGACCACAAGAAUCAGCUUUUUAAAAUAUUUCUUAUGAUUGUCAGAGCGGUGAUUCCAUGCGUACUUAUUGUCUAUUACUAUGUGAGAAUAUAUCAUACCACGUUGAGAAGUCAUCACCGUUUAAAACAGAAGAGUCGACAGCUUUCGUCGCUUGGUAUUCAUAACCAGCGAUUAGAAAUGCGCAUGACAAGAAUGAUGUUGAUAAUAUUUAUAGUGUUUGCUCUUUCCUAUUUUCCAUGUACAAUUACUGGUAUUGUGGACUGGAAUACAGUUUUAUCGAAGCAGUUUCACAUGUUUUGCCAGUUAUCUGUAUGCAUAGGAAGCGCUAUAAACCCUCUCAUAUAUGGAUUGAUGAAUUUGCAGUUUAGAAAUGCAUAUAUCCGAAUAUGUUGUUGGAAGAAACUACCAGAAACGGAACUGAAAUCAAAGACACUGAACCGCAUAUGAUCUAAGAUAGUUUCAUCCGGAGACGAACAGCCAAAACAUAUCUGUAUACCUCUGAUAGAUCAACUUCAAAAUUUGAAAUGAAAAACCGGGUAAUGCAUGUAGUUAUUGUGAAAUAUUUAAAGUAUAUCGAACAAUAAAUAACUUGAUAUAUCCGUUGUAGAAGUCAGCAGAUAUAAAGACUAAUUUUUUUUCGUUUUCUAUAUUAUUUUACAUGAAUUGAAAACAGAUUUGCAGUUAUCAUCAACAUAUAAUGCAUUUGAUCACUGCAGGGUGAUGAUUGUUUUACCUUUAUAAUGUGAAAUUUGAACUGCAUAAAGCAAUUAUGAUUAUUAUCUUGAGAAUGGUUAUAAGGAAUGAGUCAAGAGACAACAACCCGACCAUAGAGCUGAAACCAGCAGAAAGCCACCAAUGGGUAUUCAUUACACAGCGAUAAAUCCCGCACCCGGAAUCCGGCUUCAACUGGAACCUAAACAAAAAUGUGCACUAGUUCAAUGAAAAUGGACGUCAAACUAAACGUCAAAACAUAUGCAUGAUCUAAAGUUAAAAAAUAUAUACAAGUCUAACAAAGAACAGAGGCUUCAGACUUGGGAAAGUACUUGAUACCUCUAGCUAAAGUAAAAUAAACAAUCACACAGCAAUAAUAUAAACGGUAUCAGUUUUCUGCACCAGAUGCGCAUUUCAUCAAUUAAUGCCUCUUCAUUGAUUUGCGAGGUCUGAAUUAUUUGAAAAUCCAAAAUUUGUUAACAAUACGAAGAGCUAUAAACUUAAAAGGAAAAACGAUUAUAGCCAAAGCCAUGGCUUUGCAUGCGGGAGAUAUACUUUCCUUAUAUUUGAAUAAUUUGACUAACACAAAACCAAUACGCACAAUCAAACUCAGUUUAAAAGAAGUCCGAUGUCAGAAUAGGUAACAAAAGAAAUUAAGCAAAAAGACAAUGAUACAUAAAUUAAUAAACUAUUAUCAGCCACUGACAUGCCAUCUCCAGACUUCAAUUAAAUUGAUUGAAAGGUUAUGUCUUUAUCAUGUGAAAACCAAGCUCAAUCCCUGCCGAUAGCGGUUUAGUACCAUGUAUGCAAACAAAUUGGAUUUAAAAUAAAUGUGUAAAUUACCGAUUCAAGGACCAUAUGAGCAAAUGUAAUUGCA